This is a messenger RNA of Rhineura floridana, 19230 nucleotides long. RefSeq names its product adhesion G protein-coupled receptor V1 (gene ADGRV1). Gene Ontology annotation, biological process: G protein-coupled receptor signaling pathway; cell surface receptor signaling pathway; cell communication. Gene Ontology annotation, molecular function: G protein-coupled receptor activity. Gene Ontology annotation, cellular component: membrane. The coding region runs from base 279 to 18944 and encodes 6221 amino acids. NCBI's taxonomy places the organism in Eukaryota, Metazoa, Chordata, Lepidosauria, Squamata, Rhineuridae. The transcript is spliced from 90 exons. The record is from RefSeq and is a predicted model, not a curated record.
CCAGCCAGCCCCAGCCAGCCAGCCAGCCUCUCUGAAGCAGUCCCUUCGACCCCUUCAGGAAGGGGCCGCGGGGUGGGUGGCCCACUUGUCUCCUCCCAGGCGGCGAAGAGCAGGGCAGCAGCAAGAGCUGAGAGGAGGUGGAGAAGAGCGUCCAGGCUGCAACGCGGCCGGGAGCCGUUGGAGGGCUGGCCAUGGGGGACCGCGGAAUGCAGGAGUGAGUGACAGGGCGCAAGCGGGCGGCUGGCUGGCUGGCCGGCGGGCGAGUCAACGGGACGCUGAUGUCCACAUCCCCGGGUCUAGGGAUGCCCUCUGCCUAUUUACUAGUUACACUCCUUGUAGCAUUGUCCAUCAGUUUCACCUCUGGGGAAACAGAAGUAAAGUUCACUGGACAAACAGAAUUUGUAGUUAAUGAAACAACUACAACAGUUAUACGCCUUGUUAUUGAAAGAACAGGAGAACCAGUGAAUGUCACAGCAAUUGUGUCGAUUUACGGUGACAAUACAGGUGACUUUUUUGAUACGUACGCAGCAGCUUACAUAUCUGAGGAAGAAAUUAAUCGAACUGUGUACAUUUCUGUGUGUGAUGAUGACCUUCCAGAGGCUGAUGAGACAUUCAUAUUUUAUUUGACAUUACAGAAUCCACUUCCAGGAGUAACGCUUGGCUUGCCCAGAGCUGUAACUGUAACAAUUUUAUCAAAUGACAAUGCCUUUGGAAUCAUCUCUUUUGAUAUGCCUGCCUUAAUCACACUGAAUGAGCCCAAAGGUAGGAAUGAAUCUGUUCCUCUCACACUACUUCGGGAGAAAGGUACCUAUGGAACUGUGACUGUGAUUUAUGAGGUAGACGGUGGUCCAAACCCUCCUGAAGAAGACUUGAGCUCAGCAAGGGGAAAUAUCACCUUUCCUCCUGGGACAGCUGUAUUGAUUUUUAACUUACUUGUUCUUGAUGACCAGAUACCAGAAGAUGAUGAAAUAUUUAUUAUUCAUCUGAGAAGUGUAGAAGGAGGAGCUGAAAUCAACACCUCGAGAAAUUCUGUUGAGAUUAUUAUUAAGAAAAAUGAUAGCCCAGUGCGAUUUACUCAGAGUGCUUAUAUGGUGCAUGAAGAGGAUGAUAUACUGAUAAUCCAAGUAGUUCGGGGUAAAGAUGAUGAUGGAAGCAUAAUUGGACCAGAUGAAUAUGAAGUUUCCAUUUGCUAUGUCAUUGUAACAGGGAAUUCAACAGGACAUGCACAGCUUAAUUUAGACUUUCUAGAUCUGCAGCCAAAUAAAACUGUUAUUUUCCCACCCCUACUACAUGAAUCUUACAUAAAAUUCAAAAUCAUUGAUGAUGCCAUACCAGAAAUUGCAGAGACAUUUCAUAUCAUGCUACUUAAGGACACCUUGCAAGGAGAUGCUGUUUUAACAAACCCAUCCAUUGUUCAAGUUACCAUUCAACCCAAUGAUAAGCCUUAUGGAGUACUAUCUCUCAACAACAUCUUGUUUACUCAGACAGUUGUUAUUGAUGAAGAUCAGAUGUUAAGGUAUGAAGGCAUCACUGUUGUAAGGAAUGGUGGAACACAUGGAAAUGUUUCGGUUUCCUGGAUUAUAACCCGCAACAGCAGUGAUCCUUCACCUGUGACUGCAGACAUCAUUCCAGAUUCAGGGGUAUUACAUUUUGCUCAAGGGCAACUGUUGGCAUCACUUCCUUUGAACAUCAUUAAUGAUGUUUUUCCUGAAGAAGCAGAGCCAUACCUGCUUAGAAUUCUGGCUCACACAAUACAGGGGGGUGCAGAAGUGAGUGAACCAGCAGAGCUUUUGUUCUACAUUCAAGACAGUGACGAUGUUUAUGGUGUAAUAAAGUUCUACCCUGCAGAGAAUCAGAGGAUAGAAAGCAGCCCAGAUGGACGUUUUUUGUCCCUUAGCUUUGCAAGACAAAGGGGAACAGUGGGAGAUGUGAGGCUGUCUUACACAGUCCUGUAUAUUCCUGCUGGGCCUGUGGAUCCUGAGCAUGCUAAAGAAGGUGUUUUAAACAUUUCGGGAAGAAGUACACUCUACUUACCAGAAGGAAAAACUGAAGACAUUGUAAAAGUACCAAUAAGAAAUGAUGCAUUUCUUCAAAAUGGGGCCCAUUUCUUAGUUCAGCUUGAAAAAGUUGAACUGCUGAAUGUAAUGCUUUUAAUUCCAUCUGUAAGCCCUAGACUAGGUGAAAUUCAAAAUAUAUCCUUAAGAGUUACACCUGACAUUGCAAAUGGAGAAAUUGGCUUUAUCAGCAAUCUUCCAGUAAUUUUACAUGAGCCAGAAGAUGCUAUUUUUACAAUAACCUCCAUUCCUUUGCAUCGAGAUGGGACUGAUGGACAAGCCACUGUGUUCUGGAGCCUGAUACCUUCUGGCCUCAAUCCAAAAGCAAUAACUAGUGAUGAUAUAAGUCCUUUCUCUGGCUCUGUUGUGUUUUUCUCUGGACAAAGUGACACAUCAAUCAACAUUACUGUCAAAGCUGAUGAUAUUCCAGAAAUGAAUGAGACUCUAACCAUGUCGUUAGACAGGGUGAAUGUGGAAAAUCAGAUCCUGAAAUCUGGAUAUAUUAGCCGUGAAGUGGUUAUUCUGGAAAACGAUUAUCCUGGAGGAGUAUUUGAGUUUGCUUCAUCUUCAAGAGGACCCUACAGGAUAAAAGAAGGAGAAUCUGUUGAACUCCAGAUUGUCCGGUCCAGUGGAACCCUCAUCAAGCAAUUUCUACGUUAUACAGUAGAGCCAAGAGACAGCAAUGAGUUCUAUGGGAAUACAGGAAUCCUGGAGUUUAAACCUGGAGAAAGAGAAAUUAAAAUUACAUUGCUUACAAGGAUGGAUGGGAUUCCAGAGUUGGAUGAAUCUUACUCAGUGGUGCUUAAUAGCCAUGGUGAGCUGCCAAGUAAGCUGGGAAAUGCCACAAUUGUCAACAUAACCAUCCUGAAGAAUGAUGAUCCACAUGGAAUAAUUCAGUUUAUUGAGGAUGGAUUGACCGUAACAAUGAAUGAAAGUAAAGGCAGAGACUUCUAUGCAGCUGUGUUCAAAAUCAUACGAAACCAAGGAGCCUUUGGCAACGUCACCGUGUCUUGGGCAACUUGCCCAGUUUCCACACAAGACAUCUUCCCAGAGCAAGGGACCAUUUUUUUUGGAAAUGAAGAAUUGUCAAAAAAUAUCACUAUAUAUUCAGUGCCUGAUGAGAUACCUGAAGAAAUUGAGGUGUUCAUCAUUAGUCUUUUCAAUACAACAGGGGGUGCCAGAAUGGGAAAUAUAACCACUGCAACCUUGCAGAUUGCCAAAAACGAUGAUCCAAUUUAUUUUGCUGAUCCUGUUGUUGUGAAGGUUCAUGAAGGUGGCAUUGCUAAUUUUGUAGUAAUGAGAAAUGGCUCUGAUGCUAAUUCUGCUUCAGUUUUAUAUGCCACUAUUAAUGGAGGAGCCACGGCUGAAGAGGGAGACUUCAUUUCUAGUGAAAAGAGUGGAAUUCUUUUCUUUGAUGUUGGAAUAAGAGAACAUAACAUAACUGUGUUUAUCAAUGAUGAUGAUACCCCUGAGUCAGAUGAGACUUUUUAUAUCAUUCUCUUCAACUCUACAGGAGACACAGUAGUCUAUGGAUCUGGAAUGGCAACAGUAAUAAUUGAAGCAAAUGAUGACCCAAAUGGCAUUUUCUCAUUGGAGCCCAUAGGCAAAGCAGUAGAAGAAGGCAAGACCAAUAUUUUUUUGGUUCUGAGACACAGAGGCUUCUUUGGCAACGUUUCUUUGGCUUGGCAGCUGUUUGAAAAUGAUUCUGCUUUGGACCCAGGAGAAGAAUUUUAUGAAGUCUCUGGGACUGUAUGGUUCUUAGAUGGCGAGUGGUCACAGCCUAUAACUCUUCAUGCAAUUCCUGAUAAAAUUCCCGAAUUCAAUGAAUUUUACAUGCUAAAGCUGAUGAAUGUGUCAGGUGGAUUUCCAGGUCCUGGUGGCCACUUAGCUAAAGCCAACCUUUCUGUCAUUGUGAUGAUCCCAUUCAAUGACGAUCCCUUUGGGGUCUUUAUCCUAGAUCCUGAAAGCCAGGACAGAGAGAUAGCAGAAGAUCUCCUAUCUGAAGAUGAUAUGUCCCACAUUACUAACUUUACAGUAUGGAGGCAGCAAGGAACUUUUGGAGAUGUCAGGAUUGGCUGGGAAAUAGUAUCCAGUACAUUCAAAGAAGGAUUACCUCUGAUGAUUGAUUGUUUAUUGCUUGGAAAGUUUUCAGAUUUGGUGCAGUCCUGCCCUCACAUGCGACGUCAUCAUACUGGAACAGAUGCUUUGUAUUUUAAUGGUGAAGUGGAUGCGUAUGGGAUUGUCGAGCCAGAGUUCCAUGUCAGUAGAAACAGAGCACUUGCCAACUUCACAUUUUCAGCAUGGGUGAUUCCUAGUGCCAAAAGUGAUGGGUUCAUCAUGGCGAAGGACAAUGGCAAUGGAACAAUGUAUUAUGGAGUGAAAAUCCACACAAAUGAAUCUCAUGUUUCUGUAAGGCUUUAUUAUACACCAAUGCAGUCAAACAUGACAUAUGUGGCUAAGAUCACAGUCAUGAAAUACUUAGAGGAAAAUAUAUGGCUCCACCUUCUGAUUACACUGGAUGAUGGCAUAAUCGAGUUUUUCAUUGAUGGAAAUCCUGUGCCUGGAAGCAUUAAGAACCUUAAAGGAGAAGCAAUUGCUGAUGGGCCAGGAAUAAUGAGAGUUGGUGCUGGCAUGAAUGGUGGCAGCAGGUACACAGGGCUGUUGCAAGAUGUGAGGCUUUAUGAACGUAAAUUGACUAAGGAAGAAGUGUAUGAACUUCAUGCCACUCCAACAAGGGCUGACUUGCACCCUAUCUCUGGAUACUUAGAAUAUCGACAGGGAGAAACCAAUAAAACCUUCAUUGUUUCUGCCAGAGAUGACAAAGAAGAAGAAGGAGAGGAGUUGUUCAUCCUUAAGCUUAUUUCUGUUUAUGGGGGAGCACGAAUUUCACAAGAAAAUACAACUGCAGCGUUAAGAAUCCAGAAGAGCGAUAAUGCCAAUGGUCUGUUUGGUUUUACAGGAGCGUGCAUUCCAGAGGUGUCUGAUGAAGGUUCUACUGUAUCGUGUGUAGUGGAGCGCACCAGGGGAGCUCUGGACUAUGUUUUUGUGCAUUACAUCAUUUCUCAGAUUGAUUCUGAUGGCAUUAGUUACUCUGUUGCUGAUUUUGCUAACACUAGUGGAAUGAUCACAUUCCUCCCUUUGCAAAGAUCAGAGGUUUUGAAUUUGCUUGUGCUUGAUGAUGAUAUACCUGAGCUGAAUGAAUAUUUCCAGGUGACUUUAGUGUCUGCUGUUGCAGGAGAUGGAAAAAUAGGUUCAACCCCAACUAGUGGAGCAAGCAUAGAUCCAGAGAAGGAAACUACCUACAUCACCAUCAAAGCCAGUGACCACCCUUAUGGUUUGUUGCAGUUCUCAGUGGGGCAGCCUUCAGUCAACAGUGAUAACAUCAUUCUUCCAGCCAUCACAGCACCCCACAUUACUGUCAAGGAAGAAAUUGGACAUGUCAGGUUGCUUGUUGUUCGAGCACAAGGCCUACUAGGAAUGGUUCUUGUACAAUACAAAACGGUUUCAUUGACAGCCUUUAGUCCUCAAGAUUAUCAGGGCAUUACAGGCACCUUGGAAUUUCUGCCAGGAGAAAGAUACAAGUACAUUAUCGUUAACAUUACAGAUAAUUCUAUCCCUGAGCUGGAAAAGGCUUUUAAAGUGGAACUGCUGAAUCCAGGUGGAGCAGUUGCUGAACUCUUUAAUGAAGGCAGUGGUAGUGGUGAUGGGGACUUGGACUUCCUCCUUCCUGCUGUCCAUCAACCUGCCAGCCUGGGAAUAGCAUCUCACAUCAUAGUAACUAUUGAAGCUUCUGAUGAUGCUUAUGGUGUAUUUGAAUUCACUUCUGAAUCCCUCGCUGUCAGUGGAUCUGAACCUGAGGAUGGAGGUGGAACGGUCACACUUGAGGUUGUCAGAAGCUAUGGUGCCUUGUCCCAGGUGACUUUGCAUUGGUUAAUAGUGCCUGAUGAUACUGAGGAUCUAGUUUCUACCGCUGGCAACAUAACUUUCAAUAUAGAACAACAAAAAGCAAAUUUAACAGUGCAGAUCUUGCCUGAUGAAAUUCCAGAACUAGACAAGACAUUUUCAGUUUGGAUCAUCAAUGUUUCCUGUGGACGCCUUGGAGUCCACACCAAUGCUACAUUAACAAUUCUUGCAAAUGAUGACCCCUAUGGGCUUUUAAUUUUCUCUGAGAAAAACAGGCCAAUCAAAGUUGAGGAAGAAGCCAAGAACAUCACCCUUACAAUAGUAAGGUUAAAAGGUCUCAUGGGAGUAGUAAAGGUUACCUAUAGAACCAUAGGUGAUGAGGAUGAAUCACCCCAUCUGCCAUCAAAUGUUGCUAGGGCAAGACGGGAACAAGACUAUCUGCCCAUUUCAGGAUUUGUAAUAUUUGCUGCCAAUGAAAGUGAGGCUACUAUAGAGUUCCCUAUUCUGGAUGAUAAUGAACCAGAGAAAUCAGAAUCUGCAUUUGUAGAGCUGCUUCGUGUAACACUGGUAGAAGGAGUCCAGUAUCGGCCAAUUUUAGAUUCUCCUCGCUUUGGAGCUAAAGGUGAUACUAUUGCUCACAUAAUUAUCAAUGCCAGUGAUGAUGCUUUUGGAACAUUGCAGUUGUCAGCAGCAGCUGUACGAGUUGCUGAAAAUUACAUUGGACCAAUAAUUAAUGUCACAAGGACUGGGGGGAUAUUUGCAGAUGUUUCAGUGAAAUUUAAAGCGGUGCCAAUAACAGCAACGGCAGGCGAAGAUUACAGCAUAGCCUCAUCAGAUGUUGUCUUACUAGAAGGAGAGACCAGUAAAGCUGUGCCAAUUUAUAUAAUUAAUGAUAUCAACCCUGAAGUUGAAGAGUCCUUCCUUGUGCAGCUGCUUAAUCAGACAACAGGAGGAGCGUUGCUUGGAAGCCUAACUCAGGCUGUUAUAACCAUUGAGGCCUCUGAUGAUCCAUUUGGAUCUUUUGUCUUCCAGAUCACUGAAAUGAGUGUUGAAGAGCCUGAAUUCAACACAGUGAGGAUAGAUCUUCCAGUUAUUCGCAAUGCUGGAACUCUUGGCAAUGUGAUUGUUAAAUGGAUUGCUACCACUAAUGGGCAACUUGCUGCCAGUGAUUUGCUAGAAUUCUUGGGCAACAUUCAGUUUUCACCUGGAGAAGCCAUAAAGAACUUGACACUAGAGAUUGUGGCUGAUGAUGUUCCAGAAAUUGAAGAGGUUAUCAGAGUGGAAUUAACUCAGGCAUCAAAUGGAGGUACUAUUGGACCAGAUGGAGUGGCAAAUGUUAUAAUUCCUGCCAAUGAUAAGCCAUAUGGCACAGUUGCCUUUCACCAAGCCUUGUACCGAGUUCAAGAGCCACUGGAGAGAAGUUCAGUUGCAAACAUAACACUAAAGAGAAGUGGUGGAAGAUUUGGUCAGCUGCAGAUUUUCUACAGUACUUCUGAAAUCGAUGUCAUAACUCUAGCAGUAGAACAAGGCCUGGAUGUGCUGUCCUACUAUGAAGCAGCUGUGCAAGGAAUUCCAGACACAAUUCAGAUGACCAGAGUGAAUGUUUCCUUAGCAAAUGAUUCACUGUAUUCUUGUGCAACUCUGUGCCUAAAAGAGCAAGCGUGUUCAGCCUUCUCCUCUUCCAGUGCCUUUGGAAUUCCUUCAUGCUUUUGGGUGGCAUCUUGGGGUGGUCCAGUAACCAACAACUCAGGAUUCUGGACAUACAAGAAGAAUCUUACCACUGUAUCCUCUCUUUUUAGUACACAAGCACUUGCUGGUCAUGAUUAUGAGUCUGUUACAAGACAAUGGAUAAUAAUGGCAGAAGGGGUGGAAUUUGCAAAUCUCACAGUUACCAUACUUCCUGAUGAUUUUCCAGAACUGGAUGAGAAGUUUGUCAUAUCUCUUUUACGAGUUGACCUGAUGAACAUUUCUGCCAGCGAUGAAAACCAGCCAACCAUAGGACAACCAAACUCUUCUACAGUUGUCAUACUAAUGAACGGAGAUGCCUUUGGUGUGUUUGUGAUCUACAACGUCAGUCCCAAUACAACUGACAAUGGUCUCUAUGUGGAAGUUCAAGAAUGGCCUCAGAACGCUGUGCAGUUAAUGAUACAUAGAAUAGAAGGUAGUCUGGGACAGGUGACAGUGGCGUGGAGCAUAGCAGGCGGCACGGCUACCCCAAAUCUAGAUUUUGUCGGUGAAGGAGAAAUCCUGAUUUUUGAAGAAGGUGAAACAAAAAAAGUAAUCACACUGACAAUUCUGGAUGACUCUGAACCUGAGGAUGAUGAAAGCAUUAUCAUUAGUUUGGUCCACACUGAAGGUGGCAGUCGUAUUCUACCCAGCUCAGACACAGUCACUGUGGUUAUUCUAGCCAAUGACAAUGUGGCAGGAAUCAUUAGUUUUCAGACAUCCUCAAGAUCUGUUAUUGGUCACGAAGGAGAGUUAUUGCAGUUUCAUAUCCUGAGGACUGCCCCAGGAGCAGGGAACGUCACUGUUGAUUGGAAAAUUGUUGGGCACCACUUGGAACAUAACUUUGAAAAUGUUUCUGGCAUGGUCUUUUUUUUGGAGAGAUCAUUGAAUGCAACAUUUUAUGUUCAUCUGUUGGAUGACCAUGUUCCUGAAGAAAAAGAAGAAUAUCAAGUAAUCCUGUACAAUAUUAGAACUCAAGGUGUUACUUCUACAGGAGCUGCUAUCUUGGACAGCCAAGGUUAUGAAGCAAUUUUGACAGUAGAGGCUAGUGAUGAACCAUAUGGAGUUCUGAGUUUUGCUUCUUCUUCUAGAGUUGUUUUGGUCCAAGAAGGAAAUAAAACCAUUCAGCUUUUCAUCAAUAGAGAAUUUGGAUCUCUAGGUGUUAUCAAUGUCACCUAUACAACUGUUCCGGGAUUUCUUGGCUUAAGGAAUCAGACCGAAGGGAUAUUGGCUGAACCAGGAGUUGAUUACAUACCCAUAUCAGGAUCAUUGCUUUUAGGAGAAGGUGAAACAUCCGCUGCCAUAAAUGUUACUAUUCUAGAGGAUGAUGUACCAGAGAUGCAAGAAUUCUUUCUCCUCAGUCUAAUGUCUGUGGAACUUAUCAUAUACCCUUUGACAUCUUUCCCUCCCAGACUUGAUGCAGAUGGUUUGGCAGCACAGAUUAUUAUUGAUGCUAAUGAUGGAGCAAGAGGAGUAAUUGGCUGGCAAAACACAAAUUUUGAAAUAAGUGAACUGAAUGGAAGUUUGACAUUGGUGGCAUUCCGGGACCGAGGAUCUUAUGGUAAAGUGUCCUUGUUCUUGUACGCUCAGAAUCUGGAAGCACAGCAAGGGCUGGAUUUUAAUGUUUCCUCAAGGAUUCUUUCUUUUGCUGAUGGAGAACGGUAUAAAUAUGUUGAUGUUAUGAUUGUUGAUGAUGAGAUUCCUGAAGGGGAUGAGAGAUUCCAGCUAAUUUUAACAAGUCCAUCCCUUGGGUUAGAGCUAAGCGAAAACACAACAGCCACAGUUACCAUACUUGCCAAUGAUGAUGGCCAUGGUAUUUUGUCCUUCAACAACAGCAAGCAUUUCUUUCUAAGGGAGCAGACAGCACUACAUCUGAUGGAAAGUGUUGCAGUACUAACCAUUAUCAGGGAACCUCUUCAGGGAAUAUUUGGAACUGUGACUGUCCAAUAUCUUGUGAGAGAGAUAAAUUCUUCUGAAGCAUCUGUAGAUUUGACACCAUCACAAGGCUAUAUUGUUCUAGAAGAGGGAGUCAGAUUCAAGACUCUACAUAUUACUGCCAUACUAGAUGCUGAACCAGAAAUGGAUGAACAUUUCAUUGUUACCCUGUUCAAUCCAACAGGUGGGGCCAGACUAGGCACAAGAGUAGAAACUGCGAUCACAGUGUUGCAAAAUCAGGCCCCAUUGGGACUUUUCAGUAUCUACCCAGUUUCAAAUAGGACAAAUUCUCUCAUAACGGAAGAAACCAACACUACAAUCUACUUUAAAGUAUCCCGGAGCAAUGGGAUCAACACAUCAGUGAGUGUGGAAUGGGAAACACUGUCUGAUACUGCAUUUGGGAUAAAGGGUGGAUUAAGUGUGUUGUCCAUUUUACAAAGUUUUGUAGAAGAAACAAUAUCCAGCUGGUGUUUCUUUACAUCAGGAGGCUCUUUAUAUGGCAUAUUGUUGCGAACACAUCCAGCUGUAAAUUCUUCAAUAUACCAGUGGCGAGGAGUUUUCGUUCCUGUUGAGGAAUUUAGUAUUGAGAAUCCUCAUCAAUGUAUGACAUUUCAAAUCAAUGGUUCUUCCUAUCUAAUCAUUACUCAUGGUGGGACAAAACAACGCAGACCUUCUAACAAUACAGUGUACUUCUUCACCCCUGAAUUACAGUUACUACAGAUACAGACCAUCUUGGUGCCAGAUAGCAGUGAUAUAAAGUAUUUCAGUUUGAACCAAAACCUCUACUUAAUUAUUGCAAGUUCUAUGCCUGAAUCCAAAUCUCUCCAGAUUUUCUUAUGGGAUAAUGGUGUCUUUGUAUUCCACCAUCAGCUGUCCAUGAAUGGAGUUCUAAGUGUGGACCUUUUCCCCAGAGGAGAUACUACUUAUCUAGUCAUAACUCCAUUAGACUCCACACAAACUCCUCUUUUAUACCAGUGGUCAGAUAAUAAAUUUAGAAAGCUUCAUGAACUGCCAAUCAACGGAGUAACACAAGUCAAAGCCUUCACUUCUGGAUCAGACAUCUACUUAAUUUUUGCAAAAGGGCCUAACAGUUCAAGUGAAGUUUUUGUGUGGGAGACAGGACAAUCUUCAUUCAGGCAUUUUCAGUCUCUUUUCAUCAGAGCUGUAAAUGAAAUCCAUACUUUUGUCCCACCCUCAGGUUUAGUCCAUAUGCUGUUUGCUAGCAAAGAUAAAUCAGCUCUCUAUUCCUGGAACUCAGAAAUAAAUCAGUUCUCUCUAUUGCUGGAAGCCCCUUCUGCCAAUCAUUUCACCACUGUCAAUGUAGGGUCUCUCAAUUCCAACAAAAGUCUAAUUGUUCUGUCUGGAGAUUCCUACACCUAUGUUUAUGAGCUGACUGCAAUCUCCAACCAGUCAGAUUUUAUACCAAGUUCAGGUGAACUGAUAUUUGAACCUGGAGAUAAGGAAGUUGUGCUAGCAAUCAACAUCUUUGAUGACACAAUCCCAGAGGAGGAAGAAUUUUUUAGAGUAUGGCUGAAAAAUCCAAAGGGAGGUGCAGAAAUUGGUCCUAAUGGUUAUGUUACUAUAAUUAUACUGCCUAACGAUGAUGCCCAUGGAGUUGUCGCAUUUGCCCAGAAGUCUUUAUUUAAAAAAGUAGAAGAAAUGGAACAGGACAUGAUGAUCACCUUGAAUGUUGAGCGCUUAAUAAGUACCUAUGGGCGGGUUACAGUACAGUGGGAGGCCAGUGGAAGCAUUAAUGAUAUAUUUCCAACUUCAGGAGUAAUUACAUUUUCAGAAGGCCAGGCCUUGUCCACAAUCACCUUAACAGUGCUUGCAGAUGUCAUUCCUGAAGUUGCAGAGACUGUGAUUAUAACUCUCACUCACGUCAGCACUGUGGGCAUUCAGGAUCCCAACAGAGGAGCAACCAUUGACCCAAACAGAGCAAAAGCUGUACUUUCCAUUUUGCCUAAUGACUCUCCUUAUGGUGUAGUAGGAUGGCACACAAACUCUGUCUUUGUUAAAGUAGCAGAACCUGAAGAGAAACCCACAAUUGUUACUUUAUAUGUUCUCAGAGAACAAGGAUUUGUUGGUGAUAUCAGUGUGCAGUUGAUAUCCCAGCCUAUUUUUUCACUCCCUCUUGUCAAUCAAGCCAUGGAAAAUGAGGAUUAUAGGUUGGAAAACAAGACUGUUAUUAUGGCAGAGAACAUGACAAUGGCUUCAGUACCUGUAGCCAUUUUGCCAGAUAACAUUCCAGAAUUACAGGAGGGAUUGGUAAUCAAUAUUAGCAGUGUGCAGUUGCUAGACUCUUCUCUUACUGGAGGGCAGCCAAGUGUGAAAAGGCUUGGCUUAGAUAUAGCUGAGAUAAUGAUUGAAGAGAAUGAUGAUCCCAGAGGAAUAUUUUAUUUCAGUGUUGCCAAGGAUAUGGGUGGGACCGUAGCUGGUUAUGAAGUACAACCACCAGAUAAUGUUUUGAAGCUACCAGUUUCUCGAAGGGCAGGAAAGUUUGGAUCGAUAAAUCUGUAUUGGGAAGCCACACCUACCACUGCUAGCCUGGAAGAUUUUACCCCAUCAUCUGGGAACCUUACUUUUGCUGAUGGACAAGUAUGGAGUACUGAUGGAGCAACAGGAUUUAUAGAGAUCUCCAUCCUAGAUGAUGACAUUGUUGAAUUUGUAGAGAUGUUCACUGUCACCUUACUCAGAGUGACAGGUGGUGCCAGAUUAGGGGAGGAUGUGCAAGUGACUGUCACUAUUCCACCAAACGACUCUCCUGUUGGAGUAUUUGGGUUUGAAGAAAAGCAUGUAAUGGUAAAGGAGCCCCAGUCAACUGAUGAUCCUGCUGCAAAGGUAUUUCUUACUGUAAGUCGGAGUCAAGGAGGCCAGGGAGAAGUUCGAAUUAUUUGGAUACUUGAGGAAGCAGCUAAAUAUGAUCUCACUCCUCUCAAUGGGACUCUUCUCUUUGCUGAGAUGGAAUCUCAGAAAACCAUAGUUUUACAAGCAAUUCAAGAUGAUCUAUUGGAAGAUGAUGAAAAUUAUACAAUUCAGCUGGUGUCUACUGAUAACACAGAGAUAUCACCAAUAAAUGGUGUGGCAGUCAUCACUGUACUGGGAGAUCAGGACGCUUUUGGGAUUGUUGGGAUAGCUUCAUCAUCCACCCAUAUUCUGAUUGGGGAGCCCAUGGGAAAGUAUAAUGGGACUGCUUUUAUUGGCCUAGUACGUGGGCCAGGGAUUUUUGGAGAGGUCACAGUCUCCUGGAACAUAACACCACCUGAUCAGAAGGAAUUUGCUGAGAUAUCAGGAUCUGUGAUGAUGAAAGACAGGCAGUCUUCUGCUGUUAUACUGAUACAGGCUCUAGAUGAUGAUCUCCCUGAGGAAAAGCAUCACUAUCAGUUUCAGCUAAGUGGUAUCAGUGAUGGAGGAACCAUAAAUGAGUCUGCCAGCACAGCAAACAUCACCAUGGCUGCUAGUGAUUUUCCCUAUGGGCAGUUUGCAUUCUCCCAGGAACUAGUGCAGACAAGCGAAGAAGAAAAAUGGGCUAAUAUUACAGUUGUCCGUUCACAUGGAUAUUAUGGGCAAAUUCGCCUCUGGUGUCAGGCAUUGAAUCGAACUGCAGUUGAAGGCAUGGAUUUUACUGUCAUGUUGAGAGAGCUUAUUUUCGAACCUAAGGAGACUAUCAAAACUAUUUAUGCUGAAAUCCAUGAUGAUGACCUUCCUGAAGGUCCUGAAGAGUUUUCAAUAGAAAUCACAAAAGCUGAACUACUUGGAAGUGGAUUUGAUUUUACGAUAAAAGAAAAUGGACUACAAGUUGACCAGCCCCCUGAGAUAGGAAAUGCCUCAGUAAUAAGAAUCAUUAUAUCAAAAAGUGACAAUGCAGAGGGAAUAAUUGAAUUUGAUCCACUUUAUACAAGUCUACAAGUGGAAGAAGAUGUUGGGGUGAUAAUGAUUCCAGUAGUGAGAAAACGUGGGAGUUAUGGCUAUGUGACUGCAGAUUUCACAUCUAGAAGUAUUUCAGCGCUUCCUGGUGGCGUUGACUACAUUAUAGCAAAUAAUUCAGUCAUUUUUCAUCAUGGCCAAAACCAGAGUUUUAUCAGUGUCUUAAUUAUAGAUGAUGAUGAAAGAGAAUAUGCUGAGCAGUUUGAAAUCCAGCUAAUAAAUUCCAGCGGGGGAGCGGUACUCGGGCUCCACCUAGUGACCCAGAUAACUAUUGCUAAAAGUGACUCUCCACAUGGGACUGUCCGAUUCCUCAACCAAAGCCGAAUGAUUCUUCCUAAUCCUAAUGUGUUAGUGACGCUGUCCUUGGUGCUGGAAAGAACUGGAGGAUUGGUAGGAGAGUCUCAGAUUGAUUGGGACAUUCUAGGGCCAAAUACAGAGGCAAUUUUACCUGCUCUGAACAGUGACAUUGGUGACCCAGUGAAUGGAUCAUUUUAUUUUGAAGAAGCAGAAGGAGGUCUGAGAAGCAUCAACUUGGAAAUUUAUCCUCACGGAGAAGUUGAAGUUCAGGAGACCUACAUUGUUAGGCUGAGCAUUGCAAAGGGUGAAACAGAACUAGAUCCCAAGGCUGCCAACAUUACACUAAUAAUUCUGAAGUUUGGUGAUCCCAAUGGAAUUGUGCAGUUUGCUCCUGAAUCGUUAUCCCCAAAGUACUAUGAGGAGCCAUCAGCAUCCAAAGGGCCACUGCGUAUCGUGCUUUUCAUAAAGCGAAUUCAAGGCACCAUAGGAAACAUUGUGGUUCACUGGGAACUAAGUAGUGAUUCAGAUAUUACAGAUGAUUUCCUUAUUACCAGUGGCUCUGUUGUAAUUCCUGAUGAGCAAAGGACAUCUGAGAUUGUUAUAUUCUUGUUGCCUGAUAAUGUUCCUGAAAUAGAUGAGCAUUAUGUGGUACAGCUUACCUCAGUGGAAGGAGGAGCUGAUGUGGAUCAGAAGAAAAGCACUUCUAGAUUCACUGUCUUUGCAAAUGAUGAUCCCCAUGGAGUAUUUGCCUUGUAUUCUGAAAAGCAGUCAGUACUGGUGGAGAAAGAUCUGAGCCGGCACAUCCAGAUUAAUAUAACUCGUCAUGCAGGGACUUUUGCAGAUGUGAUUGUGGAGUAUCAUAUUUCAUCUCACACUGAAGACAAUCUAGUCAUGCCAGCCAACGCAAUGGGACAUCUGCUAAUUAAAGCAGGUUCCAGUUAUGGAGUGAAGACAGUGCCAAUACGGACCCAGGUAUUUCUCUUCUUGGGCUUGAAUUUCACUCUGGAAUUGAACAACGUUACUCUUUUUAAUAUUAGUGCCAAUAUUGUGCCUAAACUUUUAGAGACAGCAAUGUCAGUCUCUGUUCCAGUUCCCAAAGAAGCUGCCAAUUCUCAGGUUGCCUUUGAUUCUGUUAUCUUACGACUUACAAAUAUUACAGCAGGAACAACCCAAGCUCUUAUCACUCGGAAAGGAGUAUAUGGCUCCAUCGCAGUAAUGUGGAGUUCUGGAUAUCCACCUGGCUUUACUCCAGAGUCCCUUCACCCAGGCAAUAUUACACCAGCUUCUGGCAUUGUUACUUUUUCCCAUGGUGAACCAAGCAGAACCAUUUUCUUUCAUAUUAUACCAAAUCUAAGUAUUCCUGAAGCAUUUGCUGUACAUCUGUCAGCUGUGUAUUGCAAUGUAUCUGGUGGAGCUCAUCUGAGAUCAGGUUUCACUGUUGCUGAAAUUGAGCCACUGGGAAUCUUCCAAUUUGCCCCUAACUCAAGUAACGUUUUAGUGAGAGAAGAUGUACAAAUGGUCAAAUUAUAUAUACAAAGACUUUUUGGUUACCAGAGCAACCUCACAAAACUGUUCUAUAAGACGACUGCAGGAAGUGCCAAACCACUAGAAGACUUUGAACCCGUUCAUAACGGAGAGCUUGUUUUUGGACUCCUUCAGACUGAUGGUGUGCUUGAAAUCUUGAUAAUUGAUGACAGCAUUUCAGAAGGAGAUGAAAUCUUUUUUGUGAAUUUAACAUCUGUGGAAGUUGUUUCUACUCAUCCGUUUGACCCGAUCCUGAAUCCACGUUUGAAUCCAGAGCUUAGUGUUGCAUCAGUUAUCUUAUUGGCCAGUGAUGUCCAUCAUGGAAUCUUAAGUCUUGGACCACCUAUUAUUUACACUGAAGAAGAAUCCAAUAACAGUACACCCAACACAGUUCUGGUUCAUAUUAGAAGGGCUCUGGGUUAUGUGGGAAAUAUCUCAGUAACUGUUAAAACGUUUGGUGGAAUAAAUGCUCAGAGUGGGGCAGAUACAUUCCCAUUUGAGGUUGUCUCUGGGAUUUCUAAUCUAACCUGGGCAAUUGAAGGAGUAGAUUUUGAGGAGCAGGCUCUGUCUGUGACAUUGCUGAAUGGGGAACAAGAAGGCCAAGUAUCUAUCAGCAUUCUUGAUGAUGAUGAGCCUGAAGGACAAGAAAUGUUUUAUGUUAUCCUCUCUGACCCUCAAGGUGGAGCUCAGAUUACACAAGCUGUGGAUGAAUACGGUUUUUCAGGUUUUGUCACAAUUAUUAUCAAAGGAAAUGAUCUUCAAAAUGGAAUUCUGGGAUUUAGUGAAGAGGCACAAAGUGGCUUUGUGCUUGAUGAAGAUUCUGAGAAAAGGAAAGUGCAACUCAUUGUCACCCGGCAACCGAAUAGAGCUUUUGAAGACGUGAAAAUCUCUUGGCGUGUGACCUUUAAUAGAACAUCUGUUGUCCUGCAGAAGGAUGGCACGAAUCUGGCAAAUGAGCUGAUGGCUGUCUUAGGGGUUACCACUUGUAAUGCUGGUCAAACAAAAUGCAACAUUUCUAUUGAGAUAAAGACUGAUAAUGUACCUGAAUUUGAAACAUAUUUUUUUGUGGAGCUCUAUGAAGUGGGUGCAGGAGCAAAACUGAACAAUAGUGCCAGAUUUGCCUACAUAAUAGUCCCAGAAAGUGACUCUCCUCGGGGUUUGCUCUACUUUGCUGUAGGGUCUCGUUUGGCUGUGGCUCAUAAGAAGACCACUUUAAUAAGUCUCCAGGUGAUUAGAGAUUCUAGCACAGCUCUUGCCAUCUCAGUUGGCUACACUACACAGGAGCUGAUGAGACCAGAAGCUGUUGGCCACAUAAUGAUAUCACCAGCCAUUUCUGGGCAAGAUUUUACCCGAUCUGAAGGAACGUUAUCCUUUGAAUCUGGGCAGAGAAAUGCUGUUCUGGAUAUAAUACUGACUCCAGAUACUGGAUCCUUAAAUCCAUUUCCUAAACGUUUCCAGGCUGUGCUUUUCAAUCCUACUGGAGGUGCCAGAGUUGAUGACAUCUAUGGUACUGCCAACAUCACCAUUGUAUCUGAUUCAAACUCUCAGGCAGUCUGGGGUCUGACAGAUCAGUUGUCCCAACCACUUGAUGACAUCAUUUUGAACAGGGUUCUCCACUACUUAAACAUUAAAGUAGUCACAGAAAGUACAGAAGAGCAGCUUGCUGCUGUGAUGCACAUCAUUGAUAAGAUAAUAUCUGAAGGGGAAAAGCAGGCACUCACUGAUACAAACCGAAGCCUCUUGUAUGAGAUCCUCUGUGCGCUUGCUAACCCAAAACGCAAAGAUACUCGGGGCUACAGCUUUCUUGCUGAUGUUACUGAGAAAUUUGCCUUUUCUCUCCCUGUUGGAGUAAUGUGUGGACUGCAGGGUGAACGAGGCAGAACCAUCCUUGAUCAUUGCCCUUACAUUGUAAUCAAGGCCCAUCACUGGUAUCCACAGCAAAUCAAUGGACACAGAUUUGAUGGAAAAGACGGUGACUUCAUCAGAGUUCCUGAACACUUGUUGGAUGUUUCUCGUUCUAAAGAUGAGAAUUGUAGGUUCAUUCAAGUCACAGAGUAUAGUAGUCAGCAAUGGUUUAUGAUGGGUGAUAAAGGAACUGCCCUAAAAAAUAAGAUAUUUUCAAUGAGUUUGAAGAAUCAGAGUCCACUUCUACUGAAAGAUAACAAUGAGGUCACCUAUCGGAUUUAUUCUACAGACAGCAGAAUUGUUCCUCAUAAGUCUUUGUGUCUCCUUUGGAAUCAGGCUGCUGAGAGCUGGUUAUCUGAUAGUCAGUUCUGUAAAGUGAUGGAUGAUUCCUCAGAUUAUGUGGAAUGCUCUUGUUCGCACAUGUCUAUUUACGCAGCCUUUGCACAAACAGAUAGCUUGUCUUCUUACAAUGAAGCCUUUUUCUCGUCUGGUUUCAUUGGUAUUUCUGGUUUCAUCUUGGCUAUUUUUUCACAUCUCUUCUGUACCAGGUCUUCAAUAUUUGCAGCUAAACUUCUUACUCAUAUUAUGGUUGCCUGCCUGGGUACUCAGAUUUCAUUUCUGGCUUCAGCUUACACAAGUCAGCAACUCUCAGAGGAAAGCUGCUCAGCUUUGGGCUCAGUCACCCACUACCUCUACCUCUGCCAGUUUAGCUGGAUGCUUAUUCAGGCUGUUAAUUUCUGGUACAUCCUGGUGAUGAAUGAUGAGCACACAGAGAGGCGCUAUCUAAUGUUUUUCCUUCUGGGUUGGGGUCUUCCAGCUUUUGUGGUGAUUCUACUUCUAAUUAUCCUACGAGGAAUCUAUCAUCACAACCUGUCACAGAUCUAUGGCCUGAUCCAUAAUGAUCUGUGCUUUAUUCCAAAUGUUUAUGCAGCCCUUUUUACUGCUGUGCUCGUACCACUAGUAUGCCUGGUGGUGGUACUUGUGGUAUUCGUCCAUGCCUAUCAAGUGACACCCCAGUGGAAAGCUUAUGAUGAUGUAUUUAGAGGAAGAACUAAUGCAGCAGAAAUCCCACUGAUUUUGUACCUGUUUGCCCUCAUUUCCAUUACAUGGCUAUGGGGUGGUCUGCACAUGGCUUAUAGACAUCUAUGGAUGUUGGUCUUCUUUGUCAUUUUCAACUGCCUUCAGGGUCUUUACGUCUUCAUAGUGUAUUUUAUUCUACACAACCAGCUCUGUUGCCCUGUAAAAGCAAGUUACACAGUUGAAAUGAAUGGACGUACGAGUCCAGGUUCUCCAUUCUUCACUCAUGGCAGUGGCAUGCCCCCAGCAGGAGGAGAGAUCAGCAAAUCUACUCAGAACCUUAUCGCUGCUAUGGAAGAGAUGCCAGCAGACUGGGAGAGGGCAUCGUUACGGCUGGCCAGCCAGGCGAGUGCUGCCUUUAAGCAAAGCCCACAGAAUGGCAGUGCCUAUACGACUCCUGGAGGGUUCAGCAGCAGCUCUUUAGUGGCCGAUGAAGAAUCACAAGAAUUUGAUGAUCUAAUCUUUGCUUUAAAAACGGGUGCAGGCCUGAAUAUCAGUGACACCGAAUCCUGCCAUGGCAGCCAGGAUGGAGGCCCCAUGGUUAAUUCCCAGAUUGUAGAGCUUAGAAGAAUACCCAUAGCAGACACUCAUCUCUAGUUCAUCUUUUUUAUUAUUCUAGUUUCCAUGUUUUUAUAUCUGUAUUUUUCUUUUGCACUAAACGAAGAAACAGACCCAACCACUACAUACAGCUGUGUAGCAGAUUGCUGUGAAUGAUAACAAAAAGGAUUUUUUGUUAUUGGUAGUAAAUGGGGGGGCAUUUUUUCAGUGGCUGAGCUGCUGACUUGGAUUUGAACCCACUAAUUUAGAUGUACAUAUUCCAUCAAGUGUAGACUAUUUUUUUAAAAAAAGAAUUAACCUGUACAUGCAUGGCUGUUCUAAUAAA